AUGAAUAAUCAAUUCGUUUUUCGUCGUGCUGAUAUUUCUGAUAUCGAUAAAUUAUCUAUACUUUGUCAAAAAACUUAUCAUGAAUCAGUUGUCGAAGAUUUAUCUGUUUGUUAUCCGGAAAAAGAUCUCAAUUAUUAUUUACAUUCAGCAGCUAGUCCAGAAUGGUUUACAAAUACGAUUUCUGAUCCAAAACGAGCUGUUUGCGUAGUAGAAGAUCAAACAAAUGGUGAAUUUGUUGCUUAUGCUGUUGCUGGUUCUUCUUGUAUUGAUGCUAUUCCUCAUCCUGAUAUUUGUUCAGAUAAAGAUGGAGCACUUUAUCGAUUAUAUGUUCGACGUGAUCGACAAUCUUAUGGAUUUGGUAAACAAUUGAUGAAUGUUGUUUUAUCCUGGUUAGAAGAACAUUAUCAUGGUCAACCUGUAUGGUUAACUGUAUUCUCAGAAAAUUUAAAGGCACAAAAAUUUUAUACACACUAUGGUUUCAACAAAGUUGGUGAAUGGGAUUUUCCUAUUGGAGAAUGGAAAGAUCAUGAUUUUAUUAUGAAACGUGAAGCUAACACAUCCUAA
Messenger RNA from Adineta steineri, 564 nucleotides. The record is from the annotation of a GenBank genome assembly. NCBI's taxonomy places the organism in Eukaryota, Metazoa, Rotifera, Eurotatoria, Adinetida, Adinetidae.